ACUUGGUCCUGCGUCUGCAUUGGUCUGCUUAGUUAUCCAUCUACUAAUGCUUACUAAGAUUCCGUUCCUGCUUAUGCUUACUAUGAAUCUGUUAUCUUUGUGUAACCUUGUCUGAUCAGAAGCAGUUUCCCUUAACAUUUGCUGAACCCAGAUGGAGGAGUCAUCGUUCUUUGACCGGAUGAUCAGUCGCCUCUGCGCUUCGAGCAAGUAUUACAUUGGUUACCCAAAGGACUUUGGGCCCUCACGAGUUAUUCACUUCACAUCAGAGCGAGAGUUUGUGCAGCUCCUGCAUGAAGGUCGUCCCAUGGUUGUUGCAUUUACUCUCAGGUGUGCCUAUACAAGGCAUCUCGAUAAAGUACUAGAGGAAGCUGCGGCUGAGUUUUAUCCCCAUAUAAAAUUUAUGCGUGUUGAAUGUCCAAAAUAUCCUGGAUUCUGUAUAACACGACAGCGGAAAGACUAUCCCUUCAUUGAAAUAUUUUACAGCCCAGAACAAGCUGUGAACCAAGGGAGGGUUGUUGAUCCUAGUAUAACAAAAUACUCAGUCAAGGUCUUGCCUUUCAAUUAUGAUGCCAGUGCAUAUGGGUUUAGGGAGUUCUUCAAGCGACAUGGGAUACACUUGUCGACUCCAAAAGACUAAGAAUUGAGAUCAUUCACAAUGUUUUGUUUGAUGGAAGGAUCCUUUCCAAAGACUGGCUUUCUUGGAGUGAUGAAGAUCCAAUCUAGAAAGUCCUGAAAUAACCUUUCUUAGCCUGCAAAUGUUGAUUUGCUGCCAUCAGAAAAACAGCUUGGUUCUGCUCCUGAAUAUUUGAUGUGUAAAGAGUUGUAGCAUCCAUCCAGAAGUUUGUUAAGCUUUGUUCA
This is a messenger RNA of Telopea speciosissima, 858 nucleotides long. RefSeq lists its product as uncharacterized. The transcript is spliced from 6 exons. The coding region runs from base 152 to 637 and encodes 161 amino acids. The record is from RefSeq and is a predicted model, not a curated record. Lineage: Eukaryota; Viridiplantae; Streptophyta; Magnoliopsida; Proteales; Proteaceae.